GGAUUGUCGACUUCAGGAUGAAUCUUGAAGAUAGAUUACCGACCAGCUCGGGCAAAUACCGAAGCCGUUGUCUGCGGGGUCUGGCGUCAUUUUUCCAACUCUCUCCCUCUGUCUUUCUCUUUACUUACACUUCUCUCUCGUUGACGCCUCUAGAAUUCUCGUAUUCUUGUAUCUCUUCCAUAUCCAGCAUCUCUGCUACUGCACCAAGGCGCAAUGGCUGUUGCAGACGUCAAGUUCAAGCUGAACACGGGCGCGGAGAUCCCGGCCGUGGGACUGGGAACAUGGCAAUCCGCCCCUGGAGAAGUUGAGAAAGCCGUCAGUCAUGCCAUUGCGGUGGGAUAUCGACACAUCGAUACUGCGUUUUGCUAUCAGAACGAACACGAGGUCGGCCAAGGAAUCAAGGAAGCAUUGGCGUCUGGGAAAGUUAAAAGAGAGGAUCUUUUCGUCACCACGAAGCUAUGGUGCAGCUAUCACACCCGCGUGGAGGAGGCCCUGGAUGCGAGUCUCAAGAAUUUGGGAUUGGACUACAUCGAUCUGUACUUGAUGCAUUGGCCGGUGGCUUUUAACCCCAACGGCAACCAUCCUCUAUUCCCCAAGCUUCCAGAUGGCUCUCGUGAUAUCGACCACAGCCACUCUCACGUCACGACAUGGAAGAACAUGGAAAAGCUUCUUGGGACCGGCAAGGUAAAAGCGAUUGGCGUCUCCAACUACAGCAAACUCUACCUUGAGCAGCUAUUGCCUCACGCGACCGUCGUCCCAGCAGUAAACCAGAUCGAGAAUCAUCCAGCUCUCCCUCAACAGGAGAUUGUCGAUUUCUGUAAAGAGAAGGGUAUCCACAUUACCGCCUACAGUCCUUUGGGAAGCACCGGAAGCCCCCUGUUUACUGCAGAGCCUAUUGUAGAAGUUGCAAAGAAGAGAGGAGUGGGCUCGGCGACUGUCCUUUUGAGCUGGCACAUCGCUCGCGGUUCCUCUGUUCUCCCCAAAUCAGUAACGCCGUCUCGUAUCGAAGAAAACCGCAACUUGAUCAAGCUCGACGAGUCUGAUAUGGCUACCAUCGCUAAAUAUACCGACGAUCUCGCUGCUAAGAAGGCCUUCCAACGUUUUGUAUACCCACCUUUCGGAAUCAACUUUGGGUUCCCCGACAAGUCCUAAAUGCGGAAACCAACCUCUGACAGGGCACGGUGAGAGCUGUUGGUAUAUCAUACGACAUGCGAGAUACAUUCAACUUGCACAUAGGACACUCUUCUAAGCUGUAUAAACACGUCUGGCCUUAUUUUCUAGUUCCUGCUUUAUCCCGUGAUGGAUAUAAAUGACGACAAAGCUUCUAGCUUGCUUCUCUUCUGUCGCUUGGUUCCGAAUUAGAGAUUAUGCAUUAUGAUGGAUAGAUCCAAACACUCGAAUGCGAGUUCAGAUUCGUG
This is a messenger RNA of Monascus purpureus, 1418 nucleotides long. The record is from the annotation of a GenBank genome assembly. NCBI's taxonomy places the organism in Eukaryota, Fungi, Ascomycota, Eurotiomycetes, Eurotiales, Aspergillaceae.